AUGUCUUUACCUGCCCUUCGAAUCCGAGGCACUUCGGUUGCUCUUCGUUCGUUGUCGAGAUGGUCGACGCCAAUUACGCUUCAAUAUGCGACGAGAAGAGCUCAAUCGUCUGCUACAUUAGACGUCCAGCAACGAUUGUUAUCGGCCCAUCUUCAAGAGGCUGACCCGGCCGUAUUCGAUAUCAUCGAAAAGGAAAAAGAUAGGCAAAAGCACUUCAUCAAUCUAAUUCCCUCCGAAAACUUCACUUCGCAAGCCGUUCUCGAAGCGCUAGGAAGUGUAAUGCAAAAUAAGUACUCGGAGGGAUAUCCUGGGGCGAGAUAUUAUGCAGGCAACGAAUUCAUCGACCAGUCCGAAAGACUAUGUCAACAAAGAGCUUUGGAGACAUUUGGCUUAGAUGAAAAGGAAUGGGGUGUCAAUGUUCAGCCACUCUCUGGUGCACCCGCAAAUCUAUACGUUUACUCGGCCUUGAUGGACACUCACGACCGGCUUAUGGGAUUGGAUCUUCCUCACGGAGGUCACCUCUCUCACGGUUACCAAACACCUACCAAGAAGAUCUCAGCCGUGUCCAAGUACUUCGAGACGGUCCCUUACCGGUUGAACGAAGAGACCGGCUUAAUCGACUACCAGAAGCUCGACGAAUUAGCUCAAGUAUACCGACCUAAGAUUAUUGUUGCCGGAGCCAGCGCCUACGGCAGGUUUAUCGACUACAAGGCUAUUAAGGAGACGUGCGAUAAGGUAAAUGCAUAUUUACUAGCCGACAUCGCCCAUAUCUCGGGUAUGAUUGCAGCCAAGGUUAUACCCAGUCCUUUUAGCUUUGCAGAUAUCGUAACGACUACGAGUCACAAGAGCUUACGCGGUCCCCGAGGUGCUAUAAUCUUCUUUAGAAGAGGCGUGAGAAAGGUUAACCCCAAGACCAAGGAGGAGAUAAAGUAUAACCUUGAGAAUCCUAUAAAUGCUUCAGUAUUUCCUGGUCACCAAGGCGGUCCUCAUAACCACACCAUCACGGCGUUAGCCGUUGCGUUAAAACAGGCGCAGACACCCGAGUUCCGAGCCUACCAGGAACAGGUCCUAGUGAAUUCACAGGCUCUCGCGAAUCGUCUAGGCGAAUCCAAAUCCAACGGCGGUCUCGGAUACAAGCUUGUAAGCGGCGGCACGGAUAACCACCUUGUACUUGUAGACCUGAAACCGCAGGGCGUCGAUGGUGCCCGCGUCGAGCGAGUGUUAGAGCUGGUCGGCGUGGCCAGCAACAAGAACACGGUCCCCGGCGACAAGUCGGCGAUGAUCCCCGGCGGCCUACGGAUAGGUACGCCGGCAAUGACGACACGAGGCUUCGUUGAGAGCGACUUUGUUAGAGUGGCCGACAUUAUCGACCGCUCCGUAGCCAUUGCCGCUAGGGUGGACAAGGCGGCGCGCACCGCGGCUGAGGAGAAGGGCGAGAAAUAUAAGCUUAAGUUCUUCUUUGACUACCUUGGCACCGGCGAAGAAGACUCCGAAAUUGUGCAGCUGCGCGCAGAGGUCUCCGACUGGGUAGGGACAUAUUCCCUUCCGUGGGAAGAGAGACAAUGA
Molecule: messenger RNA, 1566 nt
Organism: Daldinia childiae
Lineage: Eukaryota; Fungi; Ascomycota; Sordariomycetes; Xylariales; Hypoxylaceae
Product: putative serine hydroxymethyltransferase, mitochondrial
Exons: 5
Coding region: 1-1566 (521 amino acids)
Biological process (GO): L-serine catabolic process; tetrahydrofolate interconversion; folic acid metabolic process
Cellular component (GO): cytoplasm
Molecular function (GO): zinc ion binding; serine binding; glycine hydroxymethyltransferase activity
Source: RefSeq, a predicted model, not a curated record